UCCUUUGCCAAAAUAACUAGUUUCAAUUUGUGCUUGUAGUAAGCAUUGUUAUCGUUUUUUGUGCUUUAAUCUGAAAAUGUCUUGCUGCAGUGGUAAAUGUGGGUGCGGAAGCAGCUGCGGUUGUGGCAGCAACUGUGGCGGUUGCAAUGCAGAGAAAUCAACCACAGAGAUUCUUGUUUUGGGUGUUGCACCUGUGAUUGCCCAGAUCGAUGGUGUUGAAAUGGGUGUUGCAGCUGAGAACAGUGGUUGCAAGUGUGGAUCAAACUGCACCUGUGACCCUUGCAACUGUAAGUGAGGUGCAGAUGACAGGGUGAAGCAGAGAUAGUUCGUACCCUCCAUUAGUUGCAGAAAAAUAGCUAUGUGUCUGUGUUUGUUGUGUAGUGUGGUGUUUGAUGUAACAUCCUUUGUGGUUUUCAAGUGGCCUUGGCUUGUCUAAAGCAAUUUCCUAUCUUAUGUGUAAUUUGUGGUGAGUGUCUCAGGCUAUGGAUGCUUUGUUAUGUGUUUGGGUUGUAUUGGGUAAAGAACACUCAGUCUCUGCUUCACAAUAAAAAUAAAAAUAAUUAUGUUA
Molecule: messenger RNA, 568 nt
Organism: Vigna angularis (adzuki bean)
Lineage: Eukaryota; Viridiplantae; Streptophyta; Magnoliopsida; Fabales; Fabaceae
Product: metallothionein-like protein type 2
Exons: 2
Coding region: 77-295 (72 amino acids)
Molecular function (GO): metal ion binding
Source: RefSeq, a predicted model, not a curated record